Puccinia triticina is the source of this 1230-nucleotide messenger RNA. RefSeq lists its product as uncharacterized. NCBI's taxonomy places the organism in Eukaryota, Fungi, Basidiomycota, Pucciniomycetes, Pucciniales, Pucciniaceae. The transcript is spliced from 2 exons. The record is from RefSeq and is a predicted model, not a curated record. Bases 1 to 1230 code for a protein of 409 amino acids.
AUGGCCAACCCUCAAGGAAGUAUGAUAUCCCGAUUAAUUGAAUCAUUCGGCUCACUCGGAGACGACGAAAGUGUAGAGCAGGUCAAACACUACGAGGGAUUGGUCACCGAGGAGUUGGGACGUGUCCACGAUGUUUAUCUUGUCCUGUGGGAUGGUAUAAGCAAUCGCCCAGAGCCACUCGUUUUAUUUAAUCAAGUCGAGAUAAGAUCGGAGCUCUUACAUCACCUGAAAUCGAAGCGAUUGCCUGCCCUACGACGCCAAGUCAUCUCGCUUUCGAAAUUGCUUACCGAACGUUCCGAUCUUCAAAACAAGCCAGUCUCAAAACUCAAACUAGUGUUAAAAAAUCUGUCUAAGCUGGAUGACACAUUGGCUAAAAUCAAAUUUGCCAUUGCUUGCAUCAACCCUACUCUAGAGGCGGAAGAAGUGACGCAUGACAAGGACUUCAAACGACUGAAGUUGUUUACAUGCCGUCGUCUGGCAACAAGGAUUUACGAGGUGACUGAAUACGUCUGUGAUUUGCUCCAAACGACUCGUCGUUUUUUUACAAGAUCGGGACACGCGUUCAACAAUCAACCUCGGAAGAGGAGAAAAGUGCUCAAGCUGACGGAUUCCUGCUCGGAUGCGAUCGAGAAGACGAUCGGAUUCAUGAAAGCAUCGGAGCUACACCAUAUCCAAGAAGAUUGGCGGCUGAACAAGGAAAUGAUGGAUGACUCGCUUGAGAAAUUUCUCGAAUACGUCAAUCAAGCUGCAGCCCCCUCAGGAGUAGAAAGCGACGGUCCUGGACUAUCUCCGGCUACCAAAUCGGUGAUGCCAUUAAUCAAAUUAUCGAGAAUGUUUUUGGCGCAGCUAUUGAAGCUAUCGAGCGACAAAGAAAACAUCAGCAUGGUCACUGAUCUGAAUACGAAAGAGCUCGAUUUGUUUCGUACGAUGACUGUCACGAUGGCGGAAUGUGUCAAAAGCAUUCUGUACGCUUUAUCGGAAGAUAUUGGCGAGGAUCAUCUUGGUGUUAUGCUUCUCAACGAAUCGAUCAAACAGCUGAUACAUGCACCUAACCUGAUCUUAUUGAUGGUUGAACACAUUUUUGUUCCUGUGGUCCCUGCUACCGACCACCCUUCACCUAAGAUUCGCUACAAAGCUUGGUUUUAUCAAUGGAACCAACUUCACCACUUGGCCACGAAACACUUCCUCGAGGAUCUCGGAUUUCUUCCACGCCUUCCACGCCCAUGGUAA